CGCCCGCGGCGGCUGUCGUGACCGGCUGAGGGCGUGGGUGGCGCCGGGAGCCGCGCGGCACCGGGAAGAGGCCGAGUUCCAACACCCGGAGCGGGCGCCGUGGGGGCCGCCCUUGAGCGGCAGGUGCUCGCGGGUGGUGCGAGGCGGCGCCGAAGAUGUGUGGGAGAACAUCCUGCCACUUACCUAGAGAUGUUCUCACACGAGCUUGUGCCUAUCACGACGGGCAGGGCCAGCAGCGGCUCCCCGAGUGGAAGGACCCUGACAAGUAUUGCCCGUCUUACAACAAGAGCCCUCAAUCAAAUAGCCCAGUGCUUCUGUCUCGAAUGCACUUUGAGAAGGGUGCAGACUCAUCAGAGCGCAUCAUUGCCCCCAUGCGGUGGGGAUUGGUCCCAUCUUGGUUCAAAGAAAGUGAUCCUUCCAAGCUGCAGUUCAACACCACCAACUGCCGGAGUGACACCAUGAUGCAGAAGCGGUCCUUCAAGGUCCCUCUGGGCAAGGGAAGACGCUGUGUUGUUUUGGCAGAUGGAUUCUACGAGUGGCAGCGAUGUCUGGUGUCGAGCCAAAGGCAGCCGUACUUCAUCUACUUCCCCCAGGCCAAAGCAGAAAAGGAGGUGUCAUCAGCACUCCCAUCAGGAAGCAUUGGAGCCAUAAGCAGUCCUGAGGACUGGGAGGAAGUCUGGAACAACUGGAGGCUGUUGACAAUGGCCGGGAUCUUUGACUGCUGGGAGCCCCCAGAGGGAGGAGACCUUUUGUACUCCUACACCGUCAUCACAGUGGAUUCCUGCAAAAGCUUGAAUGAUAUCCACCCCAGGAUGCCUGCCAUAUUAGAUGGAGAGGAGGCAGUCUCUAAAUGGCUUGACUUUGGUGAGGUCUCAACUCAAGAAGCUCUGAAGUUAAUUCACCCCACAGAGAACAUCACCUUCCAUCCAGUCUCUCCCGUAGUGAACAACUCCCGAAACAACACUCCUGAGUGUCUGGCUCCUGUCAACUUACUGGUCAAAAAGGAGCCCAAGGCAAGUGGCAGAAGCCAGAUGUUGAGGUGGCUGGCCACAAAGUCACCCAAAAAAGAAGAUCCUAAAACACCCCUAAAGGCAGAGUCAGAUGUGCCCCAGUGGUCCAGCCAGUUCCUGCAGAGGAGCCCGUUGCCCACCAAGAGAGGCAGCGCAGGACUUCUGGAGAGGUGGCUGAAGCAGGAGAAGGAGCAGCCCCCUGUGGCCAAGCGGCCUCACAGCCAGUAAUGCAGGACUUUCAGAAACCAAGGCCAUGAUUUGCUGCAUUAAACACCAUGCUGAUAACAGGUU
Molecule: messenger RNA, 1301 nt
Organism: Manis javanica (Malayan pangolin)
Lineage: Eukaryota; Metazoa; Chordata; Mammalia; Pholidota; Manidae
Gene: HMCES
Product: 5-hydroxymethylcytosine binding, ES cell specific
Biological process (GO): protein-DNA covalent cross-linking repair
Molecular function (GO): single-stranded DNA binding
Source: RefSeq, a predicted model, not a curated record